Columba livia (rock pigeon) is the source of this 4823-nucleotide messenger RNA. It is a transcript of the gene MGLL, whose product is annotated as monoglyceride lipase. The transcript has 8 exons. Gene Ontology annotation, molecular function: monoacylglycerol lipase activity. The record is from RefSeq and is a predicted model, not a curated record. Gene Ontology annotation, cellular component: membrane. The coding region runs from base 391 to 1326 and encodes 311 amino acids. NCBI's taxonomy places the organism in Eukaryota, Metazoa, Chordata, Aves, Columbiformes, Columbidae.
AGCUUUCCCACUCAUCGGCCCUCCCUCUCCCCCACCCUUCCCAACCUCCCCUCCCACCACCGCCACUUCAGCCCACACACGCGAUUUUUUUUUUUUUUUUUUUUUUGAGAAGGGGAAAAAAACCCAAAAGUGUUAAAUGAACAAGAAGUGGUGAAUUACCCAAGCGACUUUUCCUCAAAGAGCCAGCGAGCCGGGAAGAGGAGCUGCGGCGAACCCGCCCGGAGCACCGGAGCUGCCCGGGGGGACCCGCCGGGCACCCAGCGGGGACCGCGGGGGCUGCGCGGUUGGCGGAGUGUGAAUGCGUCUCUGCAGCGAGAUGCAAAAAGCCCUGUCUGCUUGCAUUUGACUUGCGAUGCUGGCUCUUCACUAGAAUGCAAACCCUUGCACAGGAUGAAAACAGGUCAUUCUUCCAGAAUGCCAGAGGAAAGUUCGCCCAAGCGGAGUCCUCAAAACAUCCCGUACAAGGACCUGCCCCAUAUCAUCAAUGCUGACGGGCAGCAUCUCUUCUGCAGGUAUUGGAAGCCAGCAGCAACUCCCAGGGCCCUGGUGUUUAUCGCUCAUGGCGCUGGGGAACACUGCGGCCGCUACGAUGACUUGGCCCAGAGGCUCACAGGACUUAACUUGUUUGUCUUUGCCCAUGACCAUGUUGGCCAUGGCCAGAGCGAGGGUGAUCGCAUGGUUGUCUCCGAUUUCCACGUCUUCGUCAGGGACAGUUUGCAGCACAUCGAUCUCAUGAAGAAGGAGCACCCCGAGCUGCCCGUUCUCAUUCUGGGGCACUCCAUGGGGGGAGCCAUCUCCAUUCUGACAGCCAGUGAGAGACCCAGUGAGUUUUCAGGCAUGCUGUUAAUCUCUCCUUUAGUGGUAGCCAGCCCAGAAGUCGCCACUCCCAUCAAGGUUUUUGCAGCGAAAGUGCUCAACUUUGUCCUCCCAAACCUGUCGCUGGGAUCGAUAGACCCAAGUGCAAUUUCCCGGAACAAGAAGGAGAUAGAGUCUUAUACAUCUGAUCCCUUGGUCUACCACGGUGGCAUGAAGGUCUCCUUCGUCAUCCAGCUGAUGAAUGCCAUUGCCAGAAUUGAGCGAGCUCUGCCCAAGCUGACUUUGCCCAUCCUGGUGCUACACGGCUCUUCCGACAAGCUCUGCGACAUCAAAGGGUCCUAUUUGCUGAUGGACACAGUGCCGAGUCAGGACAAAACGCUCAAGGUGUACGAGGAAGCCUGUCAUGCCCUCCACAAAGAGCUGCCCGAGGUCUCUACCUCUGUCUUCACAGAAAUACUGACAUGGAUCGGCCAGAAGGUCCCAGCAGCUGGGGAAACCAGCCGUGCUUAAGAGCAAUUGUUUUUGCAGCUCUUACUGGCUUUUUUUCUGGGAAUAGAUGCUUUUCUUAGUAGAAGUCUCUCUGAAAAAGCUCUAAGGUGGAGGGACUCUUGGGAUAUUUUAUCACGCGUAGCGUAAGGGAGGGUGGGGGCAGCGGCACAGGGUGGGGCGUGAUUUACUGAUGAAAUGGCCAUUGCCCUGAUCUGGAGAAGAAUCAGCAGCUGCGGGAGCAGUGGUCCAAGCUUCCCAAGUCGGGUGACUUUAUUUACUGAAAUGCCCCUCGCCCACCAAACUGCCCCCAUCACUUCCCCUUCUUUUGCUUUUGCUGGGUGACAGGGGUGUAUUUAUACUGCAAUAAUUUUUUGGUAUGUCAGAGAAGUCAGUAUCUUCCACUACAUGGUUUUAAUUCUGGGUGCAUACAGUCCCUUCCCCAUCCCCACCAUCCCAGUACCGUAAAAGCCCUGACCCUUGAGAGAAGAGCAGUAAUGAAGGUGCUGGGUAACGAGGAGAGGCUACAAAAGGAGCUGACAGCUCCCCGGAGGUGCAGGGCUGGUUUUCAAGGUCAGAGCCCUUUGGAUGCUGCCUUGAUAAGCAGGUCAGGGCAGGGGGGAGCACAAAGAGCCUCCCCCACCGCCCUGCACGGCCUCGGGGCGUUCGCAGUGUGGAACAGCUCUUUAAUUUUCAUCAUCAGAGCAGGAUCCCAGAGGGGAGAGGAGGAACGUGGAAUCUAAACCCACUUAGCACAUUCAAAACCCGUGCUUUUCCUAAUGCCAAACCUCCUCUCCUCUGCAAAACGAACUAUUCUGUAAAUAUUCCUAGGGGCUGUUUUUUUUCCCCUUCCUUCAUUUUUUUUUUCCUUUUGGAAUUAAUCACUUGUGCUACUGAGACUGAAAAAGCAAAGUUAUAAGAGAAUAUAGUAAUAUAAUAUAUGAUGUAUAUAGAGGUGGCUGGGAGCUGGGGAAGAAAUGGGAGGAGAGCCUAAAGAAGGGGUUAACCAUUCCUUCUCUUGGCAAGGAAUAAUGUUGUCCUACCGGGAUCCAGUCCUCUCACCAUAACUUUACAGUCAUAAUCUGUUGUUUUCCUUCAUCACUUGGAAAAUGUCCUGAAAAUAAUGCUCGGGAGAAGCGCAGAGCAUCUGGUGGGUGGGGAUUAGCAGUGGGUGUCCUCAUGGUCCACCGGUUCAGGUGGAGACCUGCAGCGUGAGCAGAGAUCCCGUCCAAGCUCAUCCCCAUCUCCUUCUGGUUGGCACAGGCACCUCUGGGACAGAUCCCUGAGCCGGGAGGUCGAGCUCACCCCUUGAAACAAUGCAGGGACCUGCAGGACAGAACAGGGUGCGAUCAUCCAUCCAACACCGACUUGGCCGUGCUGGGGGCAUCCAGGGACACUGGUGUACAAGCCACCACAGAGGAGCUUGUGAACCGGCCAAAUCCUCGAGCCGCCGGGGUCACUGGUAGCAGCAGGGCUGAGGAAAAGACAUAAGAGCCAGUUACAGAGCAGAGGAAUUGUAUCAAUACAGCAAAAGCUGUGUAGUGAUCCCAGUGUGGCUCAAUUCGUCCAGGGUGAUGGCCCUAAUGACAAAGACACUAGUUGGCAGUUGCCAAAGGGAAGGGGUUUAACCUGCUCCUCUCCUUCCAGAUGUGCAAGAAGAAAACGCCUGCACGUGUUGCACUAUGAGAGUGGGGCAUCUCCCCCAGCGACAAACUAGUCCCCCCAUUGCCCUCCCCAGCAGCAGUGGGAACCAGCGUCCCCAGGGCUGGACCUGCCUGUGACAGUCACAGGCGGGUCACCCACCUCUCCUCCCUGCCAAGCCAGUUCUGGCGAGAUUCAGGAAAGGGACCUUUGUGCAAUAAGUCAGAAUUGGGGUUCGGUCCCAUCCGGCCCCAGCAGCGUGGAUGGAUGAGGGAUGUGUGGAUGCAGGUUACGUGUCCCAGUCAAGAAAGCUUUUACACAUGUUGAUCCAGGCACUUUCAUACUUUUCUUGCCUUUAAGAGAGGAACGAGCAGUAGUUCUCCCAGCAACACCAGCUUUUGAUUCACUAUUCCAGUGCAAUCAGCUUUUUCCACAAGCUGGCCGUUGCUUUGGGCAGCAGGUGAUGCGCAGGCUCUGUAUCUUCCAGCCGCUUGGCUUGUUUCAACUUCUUUUCCCUGAGCAAGAUCCCUCAUUGCCAGAUGCUUCUGGGGAAAGACACCAAGAAGAGAAACACUACAGCGGUGAUAAACUUCACCUGCUCCUUCAGCUGGAAGGGGAAUCAAGUAGGCGUCAUCCAGCAGUGACAGACAUUGCGGGGGUAGCGGCGAGAUGAUGAUUUAAGGGUGAGAUUUUUUUGAAAGCACUUUUCCCGAGGAAGUUGGGAUGAGCAAAUCAAUGCGCACAUUCUUUACAUCCCUUCCCAAACUGACAAGCACUUUGCGGGGGGGAGGGAGGAAGGUCAGAGCCCGUCUGCUCCCUCCAACCUGGCUCCGGGCACAGGAAGGUCCCUGGUCAGUGCCUUUGAUAUAAUGUGUCCUUUCACCCAAGAAACAUGUGCAGCUCGGCAUAAUAAAAUAAACAUAAUAAACAAAAGGGAACUGAUUCCACUGAUCUGGGAAAGGCUCGUCCCUCUAUGUAGCUCAGCAGUGGCAUGUGGCUGGGGAAGCUGCGUUUGGAAGUCACGUUAAUAAAUGAAAAUGCAGAAAGAAAACAACAAAAAAAGAGCAAAAUAAGCCCCAAGCAUAGCAGGGGUUACUGCCACCCUCAGCCAGCUUUCUGAAGAAUUAAUACAAGGAGACCUACCCAAAAAAGCCCAGCAGGCUCAGCAGCACAUCCCCUUUGCAGGGGAAUGAGCCCAGAGGGAAGGAACCCCGAGCAAAUCAAGCCAGGGUCGGGGAGAGGCUGAUUUGCACCAGCUGCAGCUCAUCCUGCACAUUUCGGCUGCUGCUGCUCCCUUACCCUGCUUGUAAAGCUACUUUCUAUUGACCCAGUUAGAUUUCACCAUGCCCCGAAGGAAUUCUUCCUUCGCUGACCGGAUUAGUAACGAGCAGAGAGCUGCUGCCAAGGGAAAUGUAAUUAAACUCUUAUUUUCAAAUGGCAGGUACCAUUUGCAGGGAGCACAGCCGGCCUUACGAGUGCUGCUGUGCGGAGCCGCACCGGCCACCGGCACUCGCGACUGAGCAAUAGCCACGUGUGACUACUGUACGUGUCACCACCCGCAGCACUGAGAGCCCCUUCCCCACCGCCUCACCCCGCACAUUUUCUAUAUAGCCCGUUCUUUUUAUACCACUCACUGUAGCACGCUUGCCAGCACAAACCCCAUUGAGAUCACACUCACUUUUCCAAGUAACUUCUGGGCUUAUCUCUCUUGUUCUGUUGUGUUGCAGUUCAAUAAAAUACAUUUAUAUAUAUAUAUGCAUAUAUAAAAAAACAUAUAUACAUACACAUGUAUUUUCAGUGGGAAAAAACAUAUACGAGUUUAGGAUUCUUAAAGGAAUACAAUGUAUAUUGCAACUAAUAAUAAAGUUAUGUUUUCUGAA